Aureobasidium musti is the source of this 1320-nucleotide messenger RNA. The record is from the annotation of a GenBank genome assembly. Lineage: Eukaryota; Fungi; Ascomycota; Dothideomycetes; Dothideales; Saccotheciaceae.
AUGACACGGCCAUGUCUGCCUCUGUUGCGACACGUCGCCAGAAGAUGCUUCUCCCAGUCGUCCGUCCGCCGUGAGCUUCGCGACAUUGCUGCUCUGCCAGACCGCAUCCGCCCUUCGUAUCAAGGCCCAUCUCAGNAGACAAAACACCAGGAUCUCCUAUCGCUACAAUGGCCUCAGCCACCUCGCAAUAUCCUAAUCGUGCACAAGACUGGCUCUGACGCCGUCGCUGAAGCCGUCCACGAAUACGCCAACCACAUCCAUUCGACUUACCCUGACGUCUCUCUCAUCUUCGAGCCCAAGGUCGCCAAAGCCCUGCAUACCGACUUCUCUUUCCCCAUCUACACCACUACAGAUGAGUCCACGGAUGCUCGUCUGCAGGACAAGGUCGAUCUGACCUCAACCCUCGGCGGUGACGGCACAAUUCUUCAUGCUUCGUCUCUGUUCGCGAAUGCCCGGAAUGUGCCCNCCAUUCUCUCCUUCAGCAUGGGUACCCUAGGCUUCCUUGGAGAGUGGAAGUUCUCCGACUAUAAGCGAGCGCUUCGUGAAGUCUACAUGUCAGGCGCAACAGCAGGCUAUGGCAGUGCUCUUCUGGAAACAGAGUCUGGACAACAANAAGACGUCUUAUCAGGCUGGAGUUCUGUCCGUGGUAUGUCCAUGGGUCCAUCACGCUCCUCCCGCGUGCUUUUGAGGAACAGACUGAAGGUUGGUGUCUUCGCUGCAGAUGGCACUCCCAUCACCCAUGCCGAUCCCUCGGCACCCAUGUGUUCUUCCGACUGCGAAGCCAACAGUAAUUGUGAUGUUUUUGCCAUGAACGAGGUUCUGCUCCAUCGCGGUCGUACACCACACCUCAGUAUCAUAAAUAUUUAUGUUGGUGGUCGAUUCUUGACUGAAGCAGUAGCCGAUGGCCUGCUAAUAAGCACACCCACCGGCUCGACAGCUUACUCUUUGUCCUCAGGCGGCAGUAUAGUUCAUCCCCUUGUCUCUUCCCUGCUCCUCACUCCCAUUUGUCCACGAAGUCUCUCCUUCCGCCCACUUGUCCUUCCUGCCAAUACGCCUAUAACCCUGCGGCUGUCUCCUAAGAAUCGCAGCGACGAAAUCGAACUGUCCGUCGAUGGAGUGCGGAGGGAGAAAGGAUUGACACGAGGCAUGGAAGUCAGAGUCGUCGGAGAGGAAGUCAGGAGCGAGGAAAGGACUUGGGGCGGUGGUGGUGUGCCGUCUAUCGUAAGGACUGGAGGUGCCAAUGGUGCUGAAGGCCAUGAUCAUUGGGUUGGUGGCUUGAAUGGUCUCCUAAAAUUCAACUUUCCUUUUGGCGAGGAGUGA